GUAUAUCACCAACCACUAACAAAUCAAACAUCUUUCAAGUCUCUCAAGAGUACAAACAUGGCUAGGAAGAGAAAGCUAGAAAUCAAUCAAGAACAAACCAUGGCUUUCGGUGGGCCCCAGAGAGCCAAGAAGAAGUUUGUUGGGGUGAGGCAAAGACCAUCGGGUAGAUGGGUUGCAGAAAUCAAAGACACCAUACAAAAAAUCAGAGUAUGGUUAGGGACGUUUGAUACAGCCGAGGAAGCGGCUCGAGCCUAUGAUGAAGCCGCUUGCUUGUUACGUGGAUCCAACACUCGCACCAACUUCUGGCCUUCUUCUCAAUCCUUCUCCACCACACCCGCACUCCCAUCGAAAAUCACAAAUCUUCUUCUUCAUAGGCUCGAAGCCCGAAACAACCCUCGACCACCAUCUGCUUUGGUGAAUCGACAUGAAGACGUGAAGCAACCGGAGGUGGAGUCGGAGUUCUUAGAUACGUAUUUUACCGACUUUUUAAACGAUGUAGACGGGUGUCUCUCUGUAAACGAUAUGAUGGCUAGUGAUGUUGGUAGCAACGUGAGCUUUGAAUCGUUUAUGCCGGUUGAUGUGGAUUCUUGUGGAGAUACAAAUGGUGGAGGCGAAAGGGAGGUGGAAGAAGAAGAAGAAGAAGAAGAAGGGGUGGAUUUUAGGUUUAUUGAUGAAAUUGGAACGGGUUGUAAUUUUUCGCCAUUUGAUAUGGCUCAAGAAAUGGUGUCGGAGCAAAGUUAUGAUGGGGAAGAAGAGCCGAUGACGAUAAGUGAAGCGAUGAAAAGGAUGAAAUAUGAACGUAAGUUUUCGGCUUCUCUUUAUGCUUUCCAUGGGAUUCCAGAGUGUUUACAAAGAAAGGGUGGGCAGGGAGGAGGUGCGAAGGGUAGAGAAAGGUCGAAAAUGCAUAGAAUGGCUCAUCAAGUGGAUGAAGAAAGUAAAAAUGGUGUGGAAGAAAUGUGUUUGGUUUCGUCGUCUUCGGGUGAGUUUAUCGAUGGAGAUAUGUCUAUGUGGAACUUGUUUGAUCUUCCUACCAUAUGUUAUGUUAAUUAGAUCUCGAUCUUAAGCUUUGAUAUGGGUUUUGAUACUUGGUGAUCAUUGGAAGAUAAACUUUAUUUUUUCACGAUGUUCAUAUGUUGUGAUUUGUGAAGAUUGUACACCUUAGAGUUAUUGGGAGCAAAUAUGCACGAUGAACCUUGCUUCCUCGUUCUAAGAUGUGGUGUUGUAGAAUGUAAGAUUUGUUAAGAAUGCGACUUUGUGUCAUUUUUCAAAGGAUCAAUGGAGUUUUUUUGCCUAUUGAAUUCAGAUCCUAAUCAUCCUAUGUAAGAUGUAAAACGGUGACUGUUGAAUCGAUUUUACUGGCAUGUGUUUUUUUGUUUUGUUUUAUUUUAUUUUUUUAUUUUUUUUUAACUAAGGUUGAAUUUGAAUAGAUUGUAAUAACUUAUUUUCUUUCCGUAAAAAGAUCGCGGAAAUUACACGAUUGUGAAAACUAUAGAAGUCUAAACUUUGUCACGUUAUGAAACUUCCGGAAAUCGUUGGGAGGCAAGGUCACAAGAUUAAAUAGCCUUUAUAGAGAACCGGUUGAAUUUCAUGUGUGGGAGGACAAGUAAGGUGAUUUAGACGCGUGAUGAGGAAAUAUAAAAAAAAUGGUAAACCGAAAUAUAGAGAAAGAAGUUGGAGCUUCAUACAAUGUUCGUUUGCCUUGAGAAGGCAUAUGAUCCUAUAAAACAUCGUUGAGAAGGCAUAUGAUCUUAUAAAACAUAGCAGAUAGAGGGUCCUAAGAUCAUCAGGGCUA
Messenger RNA from Lactuca sativa (garden lettuce), 1792 nucleotides. Its product is annotated as ethylene-responsive transcription factor ERN1. Gene Ontology annotation, molecular function: DNA-binding transcription factor activity; DNA binding. Gene Ontology annotation, biological process: regulation of DNA-templated transcription. The record is from RefSeq and is a predicted model, not a curated record. Lineage: Eukaryota; Viridiplantae; Streptophyta; Magnoliopsida; Asterales; Asteraceae.